GGAACCGGGUUCCGCAAGAGACCGGCUCAGUUGCUGCCGCAUUUGGCCAAAAUGAAAUCGCUUCCAAAGAACAACCCUCUUUCUGUCUUCAUUUUUCAUUAUCUCUUCUAUUCUGUCUACAGCUCGCACUCUGUUUCCAUCUACAUUUCAUUGUUUGACUCUAUCGCUCUCUUUUGUCCGCGUGUCCAUUGCUUCUAUUCUGUCUGCUUGAGUCGCGCUCUCGGUCGUGAAGCCCCGUUCGGGCUGACGUGGCGACUCAGCCGCCGACUUGGCGGGCUAGGCCUGUUCGAGGCGUCGAGACGUGGGCUGCAGGCCGGGCUGAAGACGAGCAGACGGUUUUUUGCAGGCAAGCCCCUAAAACCGGGCUGCACCAAUGAGACGAGGCCGAGUGGAACACGCUCGUCGUCUGAUUGGCGGAGACCUCGACGACACACCGUCCAUCCGGCCAGUCAAAUCGGUCCGUCUCCCCCCGCCCCCCCACCCCGAAUUCAUGCAGAAAGGCCUGAGCCGUCUCGAAAUGUGAAUGCAAAAAAAACAUUAUUUUUCCGCCUCCUCUGUCGCUCCGUCUCUCUCUCUCUCUUACUCUUCAAACCCCGUUCAUCGCUCGCCGUCUCUCUCUCUCUCGCUCGAUCUAGUACCGGCCUGCACUCCCCUCGCCGGGCUCCAUCUAUCAACCCAUGCCGAGAGUUUUCAAUUGAGCCUUUUUCUUUUGUUCUCUCCCCACCUCUCUGUCGCUCUCUCACACGGCAAAAAUCACGCUUUUUCCGGCCAAUUGCAGUUGACCUGACGGCCUGCUUCGCCCUCUGUCUACUCUUCGCCCGACUGUGCUGUCUGUCUGGUUGUGAGGCAGAUUUGGGUGUGUUUUUUCGCUGGACUAUCUGCCUUCGCGUCGCGUCCGCACAAUUCGACUGCCUCCGAGACACUUGGUUGGGUCUUGGCCAUCGGUUGCCCGGCCGACCGACCAACUCUGUUGCCGACCCGCUUACCUGCGCGACGUCUGCGGAUUUUCCCACUUGGUUUGCACGCCCACCCAACCCUACGACCCUCGCAACGGCUGGUGUCUGGCCCGGGCUCGCUGCGAGCCAAGCGUCCGGCGGCGCCAUGAACCAGUACUCUUCGUAA
Messenger RNA from Protopolystoma xenopodis, 1122 nucleotides. The record is from the annotation of a GenBank genome assembly. Lineage: Eukaryota; Metazoa; Platyhelminthes; Monogenea; Polystomatidea; Polystomatidae.